Molecule: messenger RNA, 2763 nt
Organism: Dermochelys coriacea (leatherback sea turtle)
Lineage: Eukaryota; Metazoa; Chordata; Testudines; Dermochelyidae
Gene: ZCCHC17
Product: zinc finger CCHC-type containing 17
Exons: 8
Coding region: 811-1548 (245 amino acids)
Biological process (GO): RNA stabilization
Molecular function (GO): zinc ion binding; RNA binding
Source: RefSeq, a predicted model, not a curated record
GGGGCGGGAUCGAGGAGGGGAUAGUGCGGCGUGUUUAGAGUUUCCGUCUGAGCCUCUGCUCCUGGAGCUGAGGGCAGCCUGGAAACGUGACCCGGAGGCAACCGGAAGGAGGGCAAAUAAGAAGAAUCCCCAGUGCGGUGUUUAAAGAACGUUGUGCUCUUUUUAGGCCAGUCUAAGGAUUUGGGGCAUCUGGCCUCAUUACUUCUUCGCUGUGGGGGCGGGCAGCAGGGGAGAUGCUCCAGUGCUCCCUUGUAUGGGGCAGAGCUCUAGUCACCUCGGCCUUUUAAAGGGUGACGGCUUAGACAAGAAGAAAAGGAGGACUUGUGGCACCUUGGAGACUAACGCGUUUAUUUGAGCAUAAGCUUUCGUGAGCUACAGCUCACUUCGUCGGAUGCAUCCGCAUCCGACGAAGUGAGCUGUAGCUCACGAAAGCUUAUGCUCAAAUAAACGCGUUAGUCUCUAAGGUGCCACAAGUCCGCCUUUUCUUUUUACGAAUACAGACUGACACGGCUGCUACUCUGAAACCUGGCUUAGACAAGGAAUCGCGAGGUCUUUUUGUUUGCGUUCUGGUUUUUAGGCCUGUGUCGUAGGUACUAGGGAAGGGAACAGAUUCUAAUCAACCUAAAUACAAUCGCUGAAGAACAAUAGGAACUACAUGUGCAUGAGGAUGCUGAAUUCUGAAAACGGGGCAAAAUUGCAAGUUAUGAAUGGGCUUGCUCCACAAAGGGAUAACAUCUCAUAAAUGGAAUCAAAGUAAGCUGCAAGAUUAGGAAAGAAUUGUGCAGUGCAUGCUCUUAGAAAACUUCCCAAAUGAAGUCUGUGAGACCUGAAACAAUGGAGACAUUGCCUGAACUCUAUGACGUCUUCCAAGGAGAGGUUGCUGCUGUAACAGAAUAUGGGGCAUUUAUAAAAAUUCCAGGCUGCAGGAAACAAGGCCUUGUCCAUAAAACCCACAUGUCAGCUUGUCGGGUUGACAAACCCUCGGAGAUGGUAGAUGUUGGAGACAAAGUAUGGGUGAAGCUUAUUGGAAGAGAGAUGAAAGAUGACAAGUUGAAGCUGUCCCUUUCCAUGAAGGUCGUCAAUCAAGGAACAGGAAAGGACCUUGAUCCAAACAAUGUUGCCCUUGAUCAGGAUGAGCGAAAGAAACGUUCAUUCAGAGACUACACUAGUCAGAAGAUUACCCUGGAAGCUGUCUUGAACACUGUCUGCAAAAAAUGUGGUUGCAAAGGUCAUUUUGCCAAAGAGUGUUUCAUGCAGCCUGGAGGAACCAAGUAUAGUCUGAUACCGGAGGAGGAGGAGACAGCAGAAUAUGAAGGUGAUAAAAAGUCCAGCCACACUGAGAAUUCUUCAAAGAAAAGAAAAAAGGAAAAGAAGAAGAAAAAGAAACACAAGAGCAAGAAGUCAUCAGAGUCCGACAAUUCAGACAGCUCCGAUUUGGACAGUGAUGGGGCUCAGCCAGCCAGCAAGAGGGCCAAGCAUUCGGAGAAAGCUAGUAAGCCUCAGAAGAAGAAGAAGAAAAAGAAGCACAAGAAAAAGCACAAAGAAUGAGAAGGAGAGGAGCUAGAAAGGGGCACUGGUGUUGUCAUCUGCCUGCCUGCCUGCUCUAGCCUUCUAGAAUAAACUCUCCAGAGAGAGUAGAGUUAAAUCACUACACGCUUGUUUCAGGGAUGAAGAGCUUCCUUCUUAAAGCAGCAUUCAGCCAUUGAUGUUAAAGAUGUUGACUCUGAAAUUAAUUAUCCACUAUAAAGUUACACAGGCUGCCAUUCUCCUGCUGAGAGGCCAAUGGUUCUGCCUGCCAAAAUAGAUUAAUUACACCCAUUCAUCAGUGACUCUCCCAUCCUGUAAAGCUUCACGUUCCUCUGAGUGAGCUGCCAGGGCUGCAGUGAGUUCCUUUGAAACAGCAAGGAGCGUGCAGGACAGCAGCAGCGUAUCCAGUGCCUGUCAAAGGGUGACAGCUGUGCCACUCAGGUUUGGUCCCUGCAAAACAUCAGAGGGAGCCACUCACACACCCUGUCAGCUGAUUGUCUAGUCAUGGGCACUGCCUCCCUGCUAAUUGUUACAGUUAUCACCCCUCUGCAAUUCAGUUCUGCUCUAUGCACCGUUUUUGUAUCCAUGCAACUAUGUGGCUAGGGGUGUGAUUUGUUACAAAUAGAGUUAUACUGGUACAGCUCCUAGUGUGAACUCAGUUAUGUCCUUUAUCAUAGGUGCUGACUGCAUGGGUGCUCUGGGGCUGGAGCAGCCAGGGGAAAAAAAUAAUAGUGGGUGCUCAGCACGCAUCGGCAGUCCCACAGAUCAGCUCCUUCCCCUCCCUCCCAGCCGACGUGAUCAGCUGUUCAGUGGUGUGCAGGAGGUGCUGGGGUGAGGGGCUGGAACGGGGUGGGAAGAGGCAGUGUGGGGUGAGGGCAGAGCAAGGGUCCAGCACCCCCGGGGAAAUCACAAAGUUGGCGCCUCUGGUCCUUAUACCUGAUACAGCUUAUUCCCCUGCCAUGCAGGAAUGGCUGUACCAAUAUAAGGCAUCUUUAUAAGAAAGUACAUCCACAGUAGAGGGCUUGUAUUGCUUUAACUACACUGGAUAAUAAAAGCAGAACAACUUUUGUGUGUAGACAACCCCUCAGUCUUGUCCAUUCUGCCUGCUAGCAGUGGCAGAGGGUUGGUAACAAAUCAGCUAAAUUAUGUUAUGGAGACACUUAAGGUGAACAUUAGCUUUGUCAAUAUUGCUAGCUGUGUAAAUUAUGAAAAAUAAACCUCUGAAAUGCUAAAUUA